GCGGAUGGGAAGAUUGUUCAGAGGGAAUUCGUACAUUCACCCUUCAGACGGCGUACGGGAAGAACGGUCAUCCUGAUCAUGACGCCCAAGGUGUCAGAUUGGCUUGGAAAAAGUUCCGAGGUUUCGGCAAGCAAGCCACCAUGCUUCCGUUUUACACGGCAAUAACAUCAAAUUUAGAACCGUGUGUUCUCUUGCGGAGUUUCUUUGAUGACUGGGAGAGAUUGGUGCCGCCAGCCAGGUGUUUAGAUGUGUCGCAGGAGCAUCGUAUUUCGAUGCCGAUAGCGUAUGUUGGCGAUGACGAGGACCGCACUCAAACUUCAGAAUUGUCGACUGAUGUUGCUACGGAGGGUGCGACUGGAGGGCUUGACCCUAACUACGUUCCUGAGCAGCAAGACCCCUCAGGUGCUUAUGAAGAAUCCGAGCUGGAAGGUGAAGCUGUCGAACGCAGACAUGCGGAGGGGGCGGUCGCCGAGGUGGCUCGGGCUCCAGUAAGUGCUAUAAAUGAGCCGUCGCCCCAGGAGGGGGCGGUCGCCGACAUGGCUGAGGCUCCAGUAAGUGCUACGGAUGAGCCGUCGACUAGGGCGAAGACGACUGGAGUUAGUACUACUGUUGGACAUCCUGAGGUUGCGGAGCAGCAAAGGGGUGGGGAGACAGGUAAAAGACCUGUUGCGGUGGGAGAAAAGAGAAGUGGAGAAGAAUCUGGCACCGAGGGGGCUGGAGAUGAAGACACCCCUCGUUUAUCUUCACACAAGAAAAGGAGAACAAGUACCCCUCGCCAGAUAUCUGACAAGAAGAGGAAAUCGGCGGGAAAGAACACGGGAACACCGAAGGCGAGACGGGGAGGUGGAUCGGGGGAAGGGUCAUCGAAAGGCAAGCGGGCACGAGCAGAUGAAAAUGAAAGUGAGGACGACAAGGAAAAGGUUGUCGAUCUGGACGCCGGGUAUUUUCUGGAAUGGAAAGAGGGUAUAAAGAAAGAUGUCACUCUUUCUAUGAACCCGGAGAGGGUAUUGGAGUUGCCGGCGUGGGAAAGGCCAUACAAUCAUCGUUUGAUCGACCCAACGCACACGGCAUAUAUAUUGCGGUGUAUGAUGGAUGCCUUCAAUAAGAAAGGAAAGACGUGCGAGAAGCCAAUUUUGAAAUUGACGCCAAUCGCAGGGCUUCCUAGCCCUGGACGGAAGGCUGUUCGUCUGACCCCAGACAAAUUCAAAGUGGAGAACCCGAACGAACACUGGUACUAUGCUGUCAGUGGGCAACACAAUGUCAAGGCUGCGCUGGAGUUGAGAAACCACGAGAUUUGGGAGAAGCAUACCUUCUACGACUGGCCAUUCAAGCCUUUGUACUUCGCCGACGAGGACUUUGAUGGUUAUACGCAGAUAAGCGUGAACGAGAAUAGGAAGGACAAGUUAGCCCCUCCUCGGGCUCAACGACUGUCAAUGAUAGACAUUCGUCAGGUGUGGAAUAACUUGAAGCGUCCUCGUGCUGUCACCGGCAAUAUAAAGUUCAAGAAGGAUUUGGUCAGUAAAUAUGAAGAGUUUCAGAAAACCGCCUUGAGGAAAACGCCUUACUUCAACCUUUGGGGGUUGGCUGAUGAGAAAUCGAAGAAAAAGGAAUGGACGGAGAGACUGAGGUACUACUUACCUCUGGUGAUGAUGGACGAUGAAACGUGGAUGCUUGGCAUGAAAUUCUACGACGAGUGGCAGAAGGGCCAUCUGCUCGCCUCUGAUGGCGCUAUGUGGACGAAGAGGCCUCCAACAACGGACCUGAAAGUCACCCGUGAGGGUCAGUCAUUUGCGGAGGACAGCAGUGGCCAUAAGAGAGUUGUGUAUAAUGUGCGUGUGACUGAUCUGGAGAUGCGGAAAGGCAAGAAGAAAAGGAAACAGGAGGAGCGCGACUUUUUCGUCCAGGUGAGUGAACCCGACGUGCAUUUUUGGAAAGACUUGGGGGAUUUUACAGACGCGGAGAAACGUCGGAUCCUGCGAGGGUUGCUGGACCUGGAUAUUGUCUGGGUGCAGCAAGGAAGCAAGAAGCUGAUUGAGCAAGGAAAGGUUGGGAUGAAAGAUGCUUGUGAAAUGGUCAAGCAAGAUCGGAUGUUGCUCCAGCUGUGGCAUAUUGUGCAAUUCCAGCACGAGGGUCGCGACAACGAUGAUUGGAGUGCCUCCUUUUUCCGGACGAAGGAGCAAUUGAUGGCAGAGUACGCCUCCAAGGGACUGGACGAGAAAUUGUGGGCGGGCUGCAGGAAAUGGAUCACAGAUCACUCGUACCUCAAGGAAUGCCCCCAGUAUCUCGACUGUCCGAGUGAUAAGGACGUGGUGGCAACGAUGAAGUUGGUUAAUCACGAGAAGUUUCCUACUGAAUGGAAGCGGGUUGUGCUGUCCGUGCUUAAAGGCGAACGUGGCAAGACAGAAGAGGGGCCGCAAGCACUGGGAGAAUGCACCACCAUCAAAUGGAAGGAAACCAAGCAAGUGACAACCCUCACACCAUUUGCUUACGACGCCUUCAYGRCUUUUCUAAGAAAAGAUGAGAUGAGGAAAGUUGUGAYGCAGCUGCGAUGCCACACUUGCAUCAUUGACUUCUGCGAUCCCGUCGACCGAGCACGUUGGAAUGACGAGGCUUUCCGAUCAUUGGCGGCAUUCCUUGAAGCUGUGUGUCUUGAUUUUUGGACUUUAAUUGCUUUUGUUCCCAGACAGUGGGACCUUUUCUUCAUGGGUCUUCUCCACAUUCUUCCUGUCACGAAUGGUUGUGCAGGAAAAUGGAUUCGGAGGAGUCAAGUUAAGAAGCACUACCAAAUCGGGAACAAUGUGUGGGGCGACGAGGACAGGAUGUAUGUUCUUUUCCACGGGGAUGAUAUGAAGCUUAACACCCCGCCGACAUAUGAGGGACGAUUGCCGGACGAUGACGCUGCAGCUCUUGGGAAAAGGCAAAAGGUGACACCCUCAGACAUUGCCGAAAUACAGUUCACGACCACGACGUAUGCAUCGGCAGGUGUGCACCACCUGAAGGGGUUCGUCUAUAAGGAAAUGGAGCGCAACCCGGGUAUGUUAUCGGGUCACAUAGAGUUCUUCUGCCCAGUCGAGAAUGAAGUUGUGUGGCAUCUCCUCAAGAGCGGGCGCCAUGUUAUGGCCAUCGAGGGAGACACAGAGCUCCUCAACUUCUUGAUGACAUUUGUUGCGCACGAGGUGCACACGGGUGUGGACAACUGUGAAUUCUACCAGGUGCAGAAAGAGGUCGACCAUGAUCCACACAGGAACAUGUGGCUCAAGCUGUCAGCUGAGAAAAGGGCGAAUGUAUACAAGUUUCUGUUCCUCGACACAAGAUUGAAACUAAGAUUCGAGGACGACUACAAGUGUCGCCGAGAUGUCGUGAUUGGUGCAUUGGAUGGCUUUCGUGGUGCUUCUAGAGAGGCUGCAGCCAACUUCGUGGAGAAACUUGAGGAAUGCUAUUUCGACAAUGGCAAGGUGGAACUCACACUAAAUUAUUACAAGGCUCAGUUUACCGAAGAGGACAAUUUCAAAGCAAACAGCGAGGAAGAAGUCAGCGAGGGCGGGUCAUACUCCCCCAGAAGGACAGAUUCUCUUGCGAGUCCUUGUGCAACUGGGUCUGAGGUGGAUAAGGGGCGGGUUGGCCUUUUUUCUGCCAGCCCCGGAUGUAUCCACCAUCCAAGCGGGCGCGUCAGUGUGGAGCAGAAUGAGGACUUAGUUGUCGGAAGCAUUUCGGCCGGUGGCGGAUAUAUCCGCUCCUCGACGCAUCAACUCAGCAGCACCGACGACACCCUUCCUCUGGGUAUGGAAGACCAGGAGACUGCACCCUUUGACACACAUUACGAUGGUUCCGAGGGCGGGCAUGUCCCUCUUACAAAUGCACCGGAGGAACAUGCACGCGGGUCAUACAAGGGGCGUGGGCUGCGUGAUGGCGGUUCUUUCGCCGGCGCCGGAUGUAUCCGCUGUCCAGGGCUUCGUGUCAGUGCAGAGCAGAAGGAGGAGUUAGUUGUCAAACCCGUUUCCACCGGCGGCGGAUCUAUCCGCUCCUCGGCGCAGCAGCCACGUAGCACGGAUAACACCCUUGCCCUGGGUGUGGAAGACCAGGUGACUCCACCACCUGAUACACGUUGUGGCGGUUCCCAGGGCGGGUAUGUCUCGCAGUUAUGUUCAGGGUUUCCUGACAUACGGCCCUCCAAAAUCCAUAUGGCCACAGUCGUGUCGGGCGACUGGAAUGAGGACGAGGACGUCACCAUGCUCGAAGUGGAAGAGUUGUCUUUCCGUUGUCCGAUCGAAGAUGAUCUUGUCAAGACACUCUUCCACGAUUCCCCCGUUGUCAUCUCUCCCUCUUCACAAUUAUUGACUCCUCAAGAUGAAGUUCUUGCCAUCCGUGGGAGUGGUGGAACAACUGGUCAUCCUGUAGAGUUGUGCCCCGAUGCUCCGGAAAAAGCUGUUUGCCUCAUCGACGCGGACAUUAAGGACUUGUCCCGACUUCCAUCCCAGUUAGAUCGCAUUAUGGCAUCGGCGCAGACUGAAGAGUUCGUGCUGGGUCUAAGCGCGACAUGUCUGAGAAAAGACUUGCCACAACCGAAAGUUUUAGACGAGAAGAAUACUAAGGAACAUCUCCGGCACGAAGCUGUGGCUCGUAAGCAGUGACAUGUGUUGCUCACAUUUGACAUGUGUUGCUCACAUUUGGGUCAACGUAGUGUAUGAGCACUUGGAGUUAAUUCACUGACAUGAG
This is a messenger RNA of Chara braunii, 4716 nucleotides long. The record is from the annotation of a GenBank genome assembly. Lineage: Eukaryota; Viridiplantae; Streptophyta; Charophyceae; Charales; Characeae.